AUGACUGACACGUCAGCAAUUUGGGCAUAUAAACCGGAAUCACAAAACCUCAGAAAAAUAGGAUUUUCCUUGAUUCCGGGGUUAACAAAAAUUUUGAGGCAAAAUUACCCGAUGCUGAGGCGUACUCGUGUUUGCCUUGUCGUCUUCGUCGUUGGAGGCCAUCGAGAGCGCUUCGGUCAAGAGCAAGGGUCGGUGGUUGGCGCGUGCGUGGAGGCGCUUGGGGCGUCGUCCCCGGAGUUGAAACGGGCGGCGACGACGGGGAUACGGCUCUUGGCGAAGCACCGGUCAAACUUCCGUGCGCUGAUCAGGGCAUCGGGGUCCAUUCCGGCGCUGGUGCCUCUGCUGAAGAGCAUCGCCCCUGCGAUGCAGGAGAGCGCGAUGACGGCGCUUCUGAAUCUCUCGCUGGAGGAGGAGAACAAGAAGCCCAUCACUACCGCGGGGGCUAAGCAGAAUGCUGCCUGUGCACUGCUUAGCCUGUCGAUGAUCGAGGAGAACCGGGGGACAAUCGGUGCUUGCGGGGCGAUUCCACCGCUGGUGUCUCUGCUUGUGAGCGAUUCGAGCCGGGGAAAAAACGAUUCCCUAACCACGUUGUACAAGUUGUGCUCAGUCUGGCAGAACAAGGAAAGGGCUAUCAGCGCAGGGGCGGUGCCUCCACUGGUAGGGCUGGUGGGGGAACGCAGCGACGGCACAGCCGAGAAGGCGCUGGUGGUGCUAGGAAGCUUGGCUGCGGUGCCGGAGGAUAAAGAUGCGGUGGCGGAAGCGGGAGGGAUCCCGGUGCUGGUCGAGGCAAUGGAAAUCGGACCAACAGCUGGGAGAGAGUUCGUCGUGCACGUGCUGCUGCAGCUCGCCGCCGAAAGUCCCCAUAUCCAAAGGUUUCUCUUGGGCGAAGGCGCAAUCCCACCAUUGGUUGAGCUUUCACAGGCAGCCAUCAGCAAUGGCAAUAGCAAGAAAUCAAUUCCUUCUAGAUUCCAGUGGCGCCAUUAAAUAUUCCAUCUCCUUGGACCUUUCGUUGCUCAUCAGCCAUCAGCAAUGGCAAUAGCUUCUUCAUGUUCCAGUGCAACUUCAUUCUUACACUUCUCUGGAAUUUGUCGAAGGAAUAUUGGGCCAGCGGAAUCUGGGACGGACACAUCUUCACUUCUGUCCCGGAGAUGAGCUAGAGAGGCAUCGUCAACUUUGCUUUCAUCAACAACACCGAGGAGAGCUAUUUCAUCUACACUUCCAAUGAUCCCAACCUCAAGAUUAGAUUUGUCUUCGAUUAUGAGUCUGGUCAGAUGCUCGUUUUGACGUGGAUGGAGAAUACACAAUCAUGGAUGCUCUGCUGGGCUAUUUGCGGGAGCUGCGACACUAGAACAACUCCUCUUCGUCUACCAUGGCAGGCUAAAGAUCAAUCGGCUAUUCUUGAGUUCUUCAAGAAGUUCACCAAGACAACCAGUGCUGACCUUCAGUUUGUUAUUGAUGACAUAUCUAAAGAAGAUUCAUUGGCUGUAGGAGUCACAUGGCAUUUGGGUAUACAAGAGUUGAUAUAACUA
Messenger RNA from Zingiber officinale, 1529 nucleotides. Its product is annotated as U-box domain-containing protein 4-like. Gene Ontology annotation, cellular component: nucleus; cytoplasm. Gene Ontology annotation, molecular function: protein binding. Bases 1 to 984 code for a protein of 327 amino acids. The transcript has 3 exons. The record is from RefSeq and is a predicted model, not a curated record. NCBI's taxonomy places the organism in Eukaryota, Viridiplantae, Streptophyta, Magnoliopsida, Zingiberales, Zingiberaceae.